Boleophthalmus pectinirostris (great blue-spotted mudskipper) is the source of this 2456-nucleotide messenger RNA. It is a transcript of the gene wdr13, whose product is annotated as WD repeat domain 13. Lineage: Eukaryota; Metazoa; Chordata; Actinopteri; Gobiiformes; Gobiidae. Gene Ontology annotation, molecular function: protein binding; promoter-specific chromatin binding. Gene Ontology annotation, cellular component: nucleus. The transcript is spliced from 10 exons. The record is from RefSeq and is a predicted model, not a curated record. Bases 96 to 1544 code for a protein of 482 amino acids.
UAGAGUACGAGAGGGCGGUCACUUCCUGGUCAUGUGACCUGUCAACAGAAGCAGCGAUGGAGAGAAGCUAAGGAAGAAAUCCCUACUCUUGUGGAAUGGCAGCAGUUUGGCAGCAGGUGUUGGCAGUGGAUGCAAGGUACAAUGCAUAUCGCACACCUACCUUCCCACAGUUUCGAACUCAGUACAUCCGCAGACGCAGCCAGCUGCUCAGAGAGAAUGCUAAGUGUGGCUAUGAGCCCAGUCUGCGCAGACAGUACCUGAGGCUGCGCAGUCAGCUGUUGGCCCUGCGCUACGGGCCCCUGUCUGAGCAGAGCAGCUUUAGGGCCAGCAGUGUGCGCAGCUCCCGCACCACUCUGGAUCGCAUGGAGGACUUUGAAGAAGACCCUCGUGCCCAAGGGGCCCGUGGUCACCGCCGAUCUGUCAGUAGAGGCUCAUACCAGCUCCAAGCCCAGAUGAACCGAGCAGUCUAUGAUGAGAGACCUCCAGGCAGUUUGGUACCCACAUCAGUGGCGGAGGCCAGCAGAGCGAUGGCAGGGGACACAACUUUGAGUGAAAACUAUGCCUUCGCUGGCAUGCAUCACAUAUUUGACCAACAUGUGGACUCUGCUGUUCCUCGUAUACAGUUUGCCAAUGAUGACAAGCACCUCCUUGCUUGCUGCUCACUGGAUGGCAGCUUGUCGAUUAUGACACUGUCUCCGCCUCCUCCCAGUGUCAAGGUGACUCUAAAAGGUCAUGGAGGUCCUGUCACAGACUUUGCAUGGUCCCUAAGCAAUGACAUCAUUGUUUCCACAUCCCUCGAUGGCACUCUGCGCAUUUGGAACACAGAGGAUGGGCGCUGCAUUCGAGAGGUCAGAGAUCCUGAGUCCAGUGAGCUGCUCUGCUGCACCUUCCAGCCCAUGAAUAAUAACCUCACUGUGGUGGGAAACAGCAAGCACCACCUGCAGGUGGUGAACAUCUCCACUGGGAAGAAGGUGAAGGGGGGCUCCAGUAAGCUGACAGGCCGCGUGCUGUCGGUCUCCUUUGAUGCUCCGGGGAAAAUCCUGUGGGCGGGUGAUGACAGAGGAAGCAUCUUCUCCUUCCUUUUUGACAUGGCCACAGGGAAGCUGACCAAAGCCAAGCGCCUGGUGGUGAGCGAAGGCAGCUCCAUCUGCAGUAUCUCUGCUCGCUCUUGGAUUAGCCGCGAGGCCAGAGACCCCUCCCUGCUGGUCAACGCCUGUGUCAAUAAGCUACUGCUGUACAGGGUAGUGGACAAUGAAGGAACACUACAGCUAAAGAGAAGCUUUCCAAUUCAACAUGGCUCACAGCUUGUUCAUAGCAUUUUCUGCCCUCUAAUGUCUUUUAGACAGGGGGCUUGUGUGGUGACUGGCAGCGAGGAUGGCUGUGUCUACUUCUUCGAUGUGGAGCGCAACACUAAAGCGAUCGUGAACAAGUUACAGGGCCAUGGGGGACCAGUUCUGGACGUGAGCUUCAACUGUGACGAGAGUUUACUGGCUUCUGCAGAUUCCACUGGCAUGGUCAUCAUCUGGAGACGGGAACAGAAGUAACCACACCAAUAAAAAUAUGCUGCUGCUAGGUAACUGUCCAGUUCAUUCAGUUCAUGAUCUAGAAGUUGAUGUCAUAAUUUCAGAUGGAGAGCUAAGGUCUUAAUCUAUGGGCAGUUCAUUAUUUUUAAAAGAAAUAUCCUAACAGAAAGGUCACAAUUGUUGUACCAAAUAUUUUAGUGUUAUGACAAAAUGUCCUUUCAGUUUACAACAAUCACACCUUUGUGGCUGAAAACUGCUCAGUUAAUUUGUGCUAACAGGAAAGAUCGAUUUAGGUAUCCUGUGGUUAGAUCCAGUAACUAGUGAGAUAUUAACCAUAAACCAAAUAAUGUGUGUUUCAACAUUUAAAGGCAUUUCUUGCAAUAGGACUUACUUUUUAAACUAUGGGCUCUUAAAAUUGAUAUGACAUCACAUGAAAACCAACCUAUAGCGAGUCAAUUUUCACUGGAAUGUUACACGACUGCUUUUAAUGUGAAAUACCAUGAUAAUUAAUGAGUGCAAUCAGGUAGCUUUGUGUCUAAGUGGUGGGCGAAUUCAUUCAUUCUUAUUGUGAGAUCCUAUGCAUGACAUUUGACUGAAUUUAACAGACUGAAGAGCUUACAAUGGAAUAUUCUUUAAAAACGUAUCUUUCAAACACUAAUGCACAUUUUGGCUUGGAUCUCAUCAUUAUUUAUGUAACUGUUAUUUAUGCGUGAUAUGAACUGUAGUGAUUGCCUUAUUUUACUUGUCCUGCUUGCCUGUUCUUGUUAAAACCAUGUGCAUGACCAACUGAGUCAAUGAAGAAACCAGCUGGUCAUGAAUGAUAAAAAGGUUGGUUUAGAGGUUCAACUAUAUUUCAUGUGUGUUUGGUUCAUGUUGUUGUUGCAGAAUCAUAAUUUAUUUGAUGCACAUUUAAAAUAAACUACUGCAACUGUC